AAAGCGCUCCGCCGCUCCCAGUUGCUACCGGGGCCGGGUGCGCGCCUCCGGCUCGGGCUGAGCGGAAGACGCGUGGAGCUGUGCGGCGACCCGCGGGCUGUGCAGAAUGGUUUUCAUUUAGUUAACAAGUAUUUGUUGAAUUCCAUGCUGCAUAAGACACAGGGAUAAGGAAGAUCUGUCAAGAAUUAUGCUCUUGGAGAGUUGACUGCUAGGAGGGAUAGCUUCACUGAAAAGUGCAUCUAUGAUGUGUGUUUUUGAAAUAGAAGUUAAACUUUGAUUUGAAUGAAAAAUGUCCCUGAAUACACAUAUAUUUCUCAAAGAAAGGGAAGAAGAGAAUUCAAAAUUUGUGGAAAUACAACAGUCACAAACUACUUCCAUAGCUGCAGAAGAUCCUCUUCAAAACUUAUGCUUAGCAUCUCAAGAAGUUCUUCAAAAAGCUCAGCAAAAUGGAAGAUCAAAAUGUCUUAAGUGUGGUGGUUCAAGAAUGUUUUACUGCUAUACCUGUUAUGUCCCAGUUGAGAAUGUACCUACUGAACAGAUACCACAUGUAAAGCUUCCAUUGAAGAUUGACAUCAUUAAGCAUCCGAAUGAAACAGAUGGCAAAAGCACUGCUAUACAUGCAAAACUCUUAGCACCUGAAUUUGUAAAUAUUUAUACAUAUCCUUGUAUUCCAGAAUAUGAAGAAAAGGACCAUGAAGUUGCACUUGUUUUUCCUGGACCUAGGUCUGUCUCAGUAAAAGAUAUUUCUUUUCAUCUGCAAAAACGGAUUGAAAAUGGUGUUAGAAGCCGAAAUGAUGACCUUGACAAGCCAUCCAUUAAACGCAAGAAAACUGAAGAACAGGAUUUGAAUGAUAACAAGUGCAAAGAGACACCACUAAAAAAAAUUGUAUUUAUAGACAGUACCUGGAACCAAACAAACAAAAUAUUCUCUGAUGAGAGACUUCAAGGAUUGCUACAAGUCGAGUUGAAAACAAGAAAAACUUGCUUUUGGCGCCAUCAGAAAGGAAAGCCAGAUACCUUCCUUUCCACAAUUGAAGCCAUUUACUACUUUCUGGUAGACUAUCAUACUGAUGUAUUAAAAGAGAAAUACAAAGGACAAUACGAUAAUCUUUUAUUUUUCUACUCUUUUAUGCACCAGUUGAUAAAGAAUGCCAAAAGCCCUGGAGACAAGGAAACAAGAAAAAUUACCCAUUAGUUUUUAAUGUCACUUAUGUCAUUUUAUUUUGCUGCAAUCAAUAAAAUCAUAAUUGUGCUUUGUUUAUUCCUAGGAAAUA
This is a messenger RNA of Sus scrofa (pig), 1274 nucleotides long. RefSeq names its product DTW domain containing 1 (gene DTWD1). Lineage: Eukaryota; Metazoa; Chordata; Mammalia; Artiodactyla; Suidae. Gene Ontology annotation, biological process: tRNA modification. The record is from RefSeq and is a predicted model, not a curated record. Gene Ontology annotation, molecular function: tRNA-uridine aminocarboxypropyltransferase activity. Gene Ontology annotation, cellular component: nucleus.